This is a messenger RNA of Ananas comosus (pineapple), 1952 nucleotides long. RefSeq lists its product as uncharacterized. The transcript has 2 exons. The record is from RefSeq and is a predicted model, not a curated record. NCBI's taxonomy places the organism in Eukaryota, Viridiplantae, Streptophyta, Magnoliopsida, Poales, Bromeliaceae. The coding region runs from base 700 to 1215 and encodes 171 amino acids.
AAAAGCCACCCGAUUCCGUUGCUUAAAAAAAAGAGAGAAAGGUAAAAAAUUUUUCUCCCUUUCCCGAAAUCAAAGCUCUCUUGCUAUCUCUCGGCUAAAAAAAAAAAAAAUAAAGAAAGAAGGAGAGAAAAGAGAACCAAAAGGUUUUCUCUCUCUCUCUCUCUCUCUCUCUCUCUCUCUCUCUCUCGCGUUGCUCUUCGCCGAUCCCCGUCGCUCCCGCGCUGUCGCUCCUCGUCGACCUCCCCGCCGCCAAGGUCGGCCGCUCCGAGGCACCGCACCGCUAAGGUCGUCUGCUCCGAGGCAUGCCCGCGUCACUCCGAGAUGCCUCGGCCCGGGGCAUCGCUCCUCGCCCAUCCCCGUCGCUCUCGAGCUGUCGCUCCUCGUCGAUCACCACGCCGCCAAGGUCGUGAGCUUCGAGGCAACCCGCGUCGCUCCGAGACACCUUAACCCGAAGCGCACCAAGGCCGCCCGGACAUGCUCCAACCCAUGUUCUAACCCGAGGCUGCCCGCGUCGCUCUUCGCCAACCCAUACCACCUGCGUUGCUCCGAGACACCCCGACCUGAAGCGUCACUUCUCGACAAUCUCCGCGCGCAUGGCCGCGGACUUCGCCCCAAACUCCUCUGCGGUCUCCGCGACAGCAUCAACUCCGACAUCACCGCGAGCCGCCAUCGCCGCCGCUCCUCGACUUCUCUGCGCGCAUGGCCGCGGACUCCACCGACCUCGCCGUCCUCGACUCGAAGCCGCGCCACCCGCAGCUGAUCUGCCUGAAGCCGCGCCACCCGCGGCCGAUCCGCCCGAAGCCGCGCCACCCGCUGCCGAUCCGCCCGAAGCCGCGCCACCCGCGGCUAAUUCGUCGAUGCCCAUGCCGAACCGCCGCCCAUGACUCUGCUCGUGAUCUAAGCCGAUCCGUCGACGCCCGCGCGCCGUCGUCAACUUUGAUGGCUCGAACCCGAGGAGUUCCCUCUGAUGCCGCGUCGCUCCACCUCGAAGGCCGCAACCCCGUCGAUGCCCCGCCGCUGUCGUGGCCCUUCACCGCUGCAGAGUAUCGCCGUCACGACCCUCCUCCGUCGCGGUCUCAGAUCCGCGGCUCCACUGUCGGGUCACAGCCCCAGCGGAGCUCCGGCAUCAGCAAAGCCCGCCAGCUGCUCGACGGCGAUCCUGAGAGAGAGAGCGGUGCUCUCCUCUCAAACGGGUUCCGCCCGCCAAGUGCUUGAUGUGCCCGGAGUCCGCCCACCAACCGCUCGACGGCGAUCCUGAGAGAGAGAGCGGUGCUCUCCUCUCAAACGGGUUCCACCCGCCAAGUGCUCGAUGUGCCCGGAGUCCUCCCACCAACCGCUCGACGGCGAAUCUGAGAGAGAGAGCGGUGCUCUCUUCUCAAACAACGGCAAAUUCGAGAGAGAGAGAGAGAGAGCAGUGCUCUCCUUUCAAAUGAAGUUAGAUCCACUCGCCAAGUGCUCGACGGCGAAAUUGAGAGAGAGAGCGAUGCUCUCCUCUCAAAUGAAGUCAAGUCCGCCAACCGCUCCGACAACGAAUCCGAGAGAGAGAGAGCGGUGCUCUCCUCUCAAACAAAGUUCGCCCGCUAAUUGCUAGGUGGCGAAUCAUAAAGAGAGCGAUGCUCUCAUUUACCGACUAAUCAUUCGACGAAAUACUUCGUCGUCGACGUGCUAAUCAAACCGCUCGAUGGAAUGCCGAGAUGAACAUCGAUGGUGCUUUUUGCAAAAUAUCACCAAAAAGAGAGAUCACUCUAAAAGAGAGAGAGAGCUUUGACAAAAUCACAUUAGACGCUUCAAAUUAAAUUGAAAUUUAAUUUGUUAUUCAAAUCCAGAAUUUGAAGAAAAUGUAUAUGAAAAUCUUAAUUGAUCAAAACUUUUUUUUUUAAUAAAACCUCGAGACAUGAAUUUAGGCCCGAUCAUAUGGACCUAAGUCAUUGAACCUCAACCCAUCCGUAUUA